Oenanthe melanoleuca is the source of this 1241-nucleotide messenger RNA. Its product is annotated as cytochrome c1, heme protein, mitochondrial. The coding region runs from base 51 to 1031 and encodes 326 amino acids. Gene Ontology annotation, molecular function: electron transfer activity; heme binding. Gene Ontology annotation, biological process: mitochondrial electron transport, ubiquinol to cytochrome c. NCBI's taxonomy places the organism in Eukaryota, Metazoa, Chordata, Aves, Passeriformes, Muscicapidae. The transcript has 7 exons. The record is from RefSeq and is a predicted model, not a curated record.
CCCCUCGCGUCACUUCCGGGGCGUCGCGGCGCGUCCCCUCGACCUCGGCGAUGGCGGCGCUGCGGGCGCUGCGGGCGCUGCCGGGGCUGCGGCGCCUCCCGGGCCCGGCGGGGCCGAGCCUCCAUCCCCGCGCGCUGCUGCGGCCCCGGGCCGGCUCCGGCGGCGGCUCCGCGGCGGUGUCCCUCUCGUCCCCCUCGGGCCGCCCCUCCCCCCGCUCCCGCCGUGCCCUGGCCGUUCUGGGGGCUCUGGCCGGGGGGGGCUCCCUGGCCCUGGCGCUGUCGCUCGGGGGGGGCCCCCUGAGCGCGGGGGAGCUGGAGCUGCACCCCCCGAACUUCCCCUGGAGCCACGGGGGGGCGCUGUCGGCCCUGGACCACGCCAGUGUCCGCAGAGGAUUCCAGGUGUACCGCCAGGUGUGCUCUGCCUGUCACUCCAUGGAGUUCGUGGCUUUCCGGAACCUCAUCGGGGUCACCCACAGCGAGGCCGAGGCCAAGGCGCUGGCGGAGGAGGUGGAGGUGCAGGACGGCCCCGAUGAGAACGGGGAGAUGUUCAUGCGCCCCGGGAAGAUCUCGGAUUAUUUCCCCAAGCCCUACCCCAACCCCGAGGCGGCGCGGGCGGCCAACAACGGGGCACUGCCCCCCGACCUCAGUUACAUUGUUAAUGCCAGGCACGGGGGUGAGGAUUACGUGUUCUCGCUGCUCACGGGGUACUGUGACCCCCCCGCGGGGGUGUCCCUGAGGGAGGGGCUCCAUUACAACCCCUACUUCCCAGGGCAGGCCAUCGGCAUGGCCCCGCCCAUCUACGACGAGGUGCUGGAGUACGACGACGGGACCCCCGCCACCAUGUCCCAGAUCGCCAAGGACGUUUGCACCUUCCUGCGCUGGGCGGCCGAGCCCGAGCACGACCAGCGCAAGAAAAUGGGGCUCAAGCUGCUGCUGAUGUCGGGGCUGCUGGUGCCCCUCCUGUACUACAUGAAGAGACACAAGUGGUCGGUGCUCAAGAGCAGGAAGAUGAUUUACCGGCCCCCCAAGUAGGGCCUGGCCCCCCAAAUGGGGGCACCGGGCCCCCCCUCCCCCGUUCCCAGCCCCCCCCCCCACACUCAGGGGGCCAGGGAGGGGCUGUGGGCCCCCCCCCCUCCCCCACCAGGAGGGGCAUUGGGGGGUUCUCACCCCCCCUCGUGUUCGGCCACCCCCGAGCUCCAGUUCUGUGGGGCUGGGGGGGAAUAAAGUGUGGGGUUCAGAGGA